AUGGGCAGUAAUGAUACUCUUGUAAAUCAGAUUAUUACAGAGUUGAGUACAACAUUUUCGUUAAAAGAUCUUGGUCUUGUUGACUACUUUUUAAGGAUUCAAGUCACACACGCGUUUGAAGGAAUAUUUCUUUCUCAAACUAAGUAUCUUCAAGAACUGCUUUGCAAAGAAGACAUGCAAAAUGUUAAUACUCAGAACACACUAAUGAACAGUAGUUUGAAGCUUUCCAUCUAUGGCAGUGACCCUGUCAAGGGUGUCACUCUUUAUAGGUCUAUUGUUGGAGCUUUACAAUAUGCCACUGUGACACAACCUGAACUUACAUUCUGUGUCAACAAAGCCUCCGAUCCUAAUAAUAGGAGCUCCACGACAAGGUAUUGCAUCUAUUUUGGUGGCAAUCUAGUGACUUGGAAGUCUAAAAAACAAGCUACAAUCAACAAAUCAUACACUGAAGCAGAGUUUCGAAGCUUGGUCCGUGUUGUUACUGAAGUAACAUGGCUUCAUUCUCAUCCACAUCAGUACCCUCUAUACGGUGUGACAACCAAAGUACAGUACUUCUAG
Cannabis sativa is the source of this 558-nucleotide messenger RNA. RefSeq lists its product as uncharacterized. The coding region runs from base 1 to 558 and encodes 185 amino acids. NCBI's taxonomy places the organism in Eukaryota, Viridiplantae, Streptophyta, Magnoliopsida, Rosales, Cannabaceae. The record is from RefSeq and is a predicted model, not a curated record. The transcript has 2 exons.